UAGAUUGUAACAAGGACGUUGAGCAUCAAACUGUUGUACACACUUUUAAGACAGUAAGCAGAUAAACCAGUUUUACACGAAACAACGACAAUUUAUUUAAUAGCGUAAUUCCGUUUGACCAACAAGUAACCAGCUGACUGAUCACGUGGUUUUGUCACCUGAUUGUGUGGUUUUAAUUGUUCACGUGAGUGGGUGGAAACGGCGCAUUUGUAUUGAAAUCCGUGGUAUGGAGGUCGAGUUCAUCAUAUUUGCGUUUAAAGUAAAGGACACAUAAAUACAUACUCCAUAUCAUCCUGCUUCAUGGAAAAUGGAUGGCAACCAAAAGAACAUACUCGGACUGAAACCCGAUCAGAGAAUUCGUUUUGAUAAUAAAACUGAGGUAUUGUCAUAAUUACCUCUACCCUAUGGUCGUGCACAAACGAACUGCUGAAUCUUAAAGGUGUAUGCAUCCUCGUGACGAUGCCUGCCAAUACCGGUACCAAGAUAUUUGCCGACAAGGAGACCAACAACUGGUUCAAGGCGUUCAUAGCCCUCAAUGUGACAAAGGAAGGACUGACUAACUUUGUUGAGAACACAAUGAAAAAGGUCCACGCAGCACUUGGAACGUGCAGCAGUUAUGAAAAAGCUAUAAUAUCACUUCACCGAUUCAGUGGUCCAUCAUGGAAAAACACUAAAAGACAUGAUUGGAAAUCAAACUGGUGGGAAAUAGCGAAAUGUUUUCUGCCUCCACAAGGAUACGCUAAUGUGUCAUCGGUUCAGGAAUCAGACUUUAAUGCGGUGAUAAACAUAAUAUUGAACUGCACAGAUUUCAAGAAUUAUCUCUCCACCUCAUGGCUAUCACCUCCACCGCCUGACCCGCUAUGUCCGUUAGAAAAGGUCCGUCAAAUAGGCAGAGAUGUACGCCACAGUGCCAACUGCAAGACAACAGAUGCUGAACUUCAAGACUAUUUCCAGGCAUUGACCAUGCUGCUGGCAGAUCCAGUAUGUCUGGCGCAUGAUACGAGUGCAAAUAUAGCCCUCAGUAGGCUUACUGAUCUUCAGAAUGACCGCCUCCCUCUGACUGAAUUUGGCAAUUUGAUUCAAGAGUUCAAACAAGCAAUUAAGCGUGUUAAAGAUGCCGCUAAGGAAGACUUCUCGGAAAAGGCAAAACAAUCUCUGGAAGAAGGUUUGAAAAAAAUAAAGGAAGCAUUAAAGGACGGUGAACAAGAGAUAAGAAACAAAAUACAACAGGCGGAUAAUGAAAUAACUGAAAAGAUGAAUAAGGCUACAAGUCAGAUUGAAGAGAUGAAGCAUGACAGUGUUCAGACAAUAUAUGACAGGACAGAAUAUUGUACUAGGCAGAUUGAACAGAAAAUCGGAGAUGAGACUAAGAAAGCUGAACAAACAAUAACAUCACAGAUAGACACACUGACAAAAAGCAGUGUUAAACUUAUAGAAGACCACACUAGAGAUAGGAUGGAGCGCAUACAACAGAAAAUUGCUGACAAGGCGGGAGAAGACUUCGAAAGACUCGUAGAAGAUCUUCGCUGUAGACUGGUGGACCAUUACCGUGAAACUGUUAGCUACGUGCCUCUGUCUUCUUUGUAUCCUAGUCUCGAUAAGCACGUACAAGAUGUCUAUGUCAGUCCAAAAAUACACAGGAUAAAAACAGAGAAUGAUGGGAGACGCACAAAACAGGAGCAAAUUUUUACGUAUAAAGAUUGCUUCAACCGUGGUGAUAAGUUAUCUAGACGUAUAUAUUUACAAGGUGAGCCUGGCAGUGGCAAAUCGACAUUUGCUUCCAAGAUAGUUAAUGAGUGGUGUAACAUACAUUUGCCUUCAACGGAAUCUACAAAAGAGACAACGAUGUUUGUUGACGUUGAAAUCCUAAAGAAAUUUGAGUUUCUCUUUUUCAUCUCUAUGAGAGAUUCAAGACAUCAGAAGGAUGUAAUGCAGAUGAUCAAAACGCAGCUAAUUGAUAAUAUAUGUACGGAGGACGAGCGUGAAGAAGCGAAGAAACUUUGUCUUCAAAUUAUAAAAAAUGAUAUAUGUCUCGUUAUUCAAGACGGUCUAGAUGAAUGGCCUAGUGAUGAAUCUCUACCUUCUAUGACAGGAAUUCCUAAAGAUAACUGCAUCAUACUCACAACGUCUCGACCAUGGAAACUAAGUGAUGAACGUAUCAAAAAUUCUCAAAUAGAUAUUCUGUUAGAAGUUGAGGGUAUAAGCGAUACUGAAGCAUUCAGUGAAAGAAUACUACGAUGCUUACUUGAAGAAUCAAUGGAUAUCAAAGAAAGUGUGGAGCAAUUCAACGUAUUCCUCAAGAGUCGCAACCUUGAGUCGAUAUCAUCUUCGCCUAUGCUGCAGGCACUUGUCCUCUGUACCUGGGUAGAUGAUACGGCUGAGCGUCUCACCGGAUCGUCACUAUGUGAUCUGUACACUACCCUACUUGACUGUUUAUGCAAAAAAGCCUCUCAUGACAUGUCUUAUUUCAACAAAUUGAAUCCACCGCCAGUAAAGAACUUUGAAGGUUCAAAAUAUCUAAAAUCAAAUAAGGCUCACAUAGAUUCAAUUGCUGAAGCUGCGUUCUCUUUUUUGUUUUCAAAUGAAAAAGAGACAUCAAUAGUUUUCAGCGAUGUCAAAUUGUCAGACUUUUUGCUUCCAUCUGCAAAAGAGUUCGCACUAAAAUCAGGGUUAUUAACCAAAAGGAAAUCUAAAAAAGCUACUGAUACGACUUGUAGGUUUGUCCACAAAACUUUUCAGGAAUUCUUAACUGCUUAUCAUAUCGCCAACAAUGCACACGCUGUGGAUGACGUCGUUUCCGAUUAUCUCAAACGCCAUAGCAAUUCAUAUCUUGAUAUAUCUCAAAUGUUCAUUUACUUGUGUGGCUUGAACAUCUCGGCAGCGAAUAAACUAUCUGCACUGAUGAAUGAGCACGGCUUUGGUGGCAAUUAUCAUCACUGGAUCUCCUUAGAGAGCAUCUACCAAGAAUUGAUCCUUUCCGGCUACAGGGAGGCUAUGGCCAACAAUAACACCCCAAUACACCUGCAUAUGAGUCACUUUAACUUCUACAUUGAUAAUGAUGCUGAAGAGUUGUUUCACAUCUGGGCACUGAACACGUUACGUGCACAAUUUUUAGACAUUGAUUUGCUUACAACUACGGUAUCAAUAUGUGCACAGGACGCGUUGUCUACUCGUUGUCAGAAAUCUGGACCUGUUUCCUUGCCUGCAUGUGAUGAUCCUGGUUCCUCUACACUUACACGAAAAUGUUGGGUAGAAUUCAGUUCGUCUUCGUGUUGUGUGGUGUUGGAUUUGUCAUGGUGUCACAACCUGGAACGGAUGGCUAUCAGGUGUAAUGCAACAGUGCAACCGAGUGCACUGGUGGGUCUUAACAGGUUGAAAGUUCUGCAGUUAAAUAAAGGUUGUAAAUGUAGAGCGCUUGACUUGUCGCAUCAUGAACACCUAGAAUUAAUUAUUCUUGGAGAUGGAGUAACUUUAUUACCGCUCUCGGUUAAUAAUUAUAAAAGUCUUAAACGUAUUGAAAUAUAUACAACUUAUGACGGACUGGAUUUGUCGCUGUUUGAAAAUUUAUCUUCGAUAGCAAUCAGCAAUGCGGUGAAAUUGUUACCAAAACGACCUCUCAUUCAUAACAAACAAAAACUGACUCGGAUUGCCUUAUAUGGAUUUAAAUUGAACAGUGUUGACAAUGAAGCCAAUCAUACAUGGUGUCUAUUAAACGGUGAAGAUUCAGUACAGUGUGCAGACUAUACUCCAGUACUGCUCAAUAUAGCAUGCAUUGACUUGCGUGAAGUCACAGUUUCCUCAAACUGGCUACGCAGUCUGCUCAGAACGCUGCUGACACUUGAUCAUAGGGUGAGGUGUAAUCUGGUUAAUUGUAUUAUAACUUCACUCGAUCAUGAGGUAAAGGAUAGGCUGCCAGGCAGUCACAUAGGAUCAUCUGCAGAGAAUGCAGGCAGCAUUCCAUUUGAAGGUAUAAACUUAAAAAUAGAAACGGAUAUAAACAAAACAUGUGCAAUCGAAGUGAACAACUUCUGGCAAAUCUGUCUAUGUGCAAUCGAAGUGAACAACUGUCUAUGGGAGACUCUGCAUGGUCUGGAUGUCAAGAAUCUGAGUUUAAGUGUUAUACCUAUAAAGUUUAUUCAAUAUUUUGGAUCCUGGAAUCGUAUACCUCAUAUGUCACAGUGUAAACCUCAUAUGUCACAGUGUAUACCUCAUAUGUCACAGUCACUAGAAUCCCUCUCCCAGCUAGAAACGCUUAGAGUUAAUUUACCUGAAUAUAUCGACCUGCAGCUGCCCCCGUCAUUGAAGCAUUUGAUAGGCUCUUUUUCUUCAUUGCUUCCUUCACAACUCCGCGACCUUGUGAACAAACUGUUGACAUGGACUCAAUCAGUUGAGUGUAGAUUGGAAUUCGUUUGUAUUGAUAAGAGGGAUAAGUACUGGUCCCAGAAGAUUCCACCAGAGGAAUAUAUGUCCAUCAAACAGAAUCUCGAAGCACUGGAGAAUGUUAAAGUGAAACGAUUUCGAAUAUAUGAAUUUGCACUUAGCACUAAGACCUGGUCUCUACGUGACAGUGUUGGGGUUGAUGAUGAUGAUGAUGAUGAUGGGGGCAAAGCAUAUCAGUAUUUAAAAUAUCAUGAAUCAAUUGACGGACUUGGUCGCAUAUCAAUGCGAAUUCAGAUUAACUGUGUUAAAAAUCCAGACUUGACCAAAUGAAGUAAUACAUGGAACUACAAGACUAUAUACGAUGGAUUAUCCGGAAAUAUGAAAACUUCAUCAUUUAUGCUCAGAAAUUUAUUUAAUACAAAAACUAAUGAACAUACAUGUAAGUGUAAAUACCUUAAAUUAACGAAAAGUUUUACUCCUUUACCAUUUAUCAUCUAGAGGUGACAGACGAUUAAAAUAAGUCACCACGGGCAAUCCGGAGCACGUCAAUUAAGGUUCAGUGAUGUUUUCGUCGCUUGUUUUGUAAGCACUUGUAGGCGUGCAUUUUAUGUUCUCUUUUUAUUAUGGAGAUUUUAAUCCCCCGUCAAAAGGAUAGAAUUGGUGUCUGUCCGUCAGUGAUGUUAUUUAUGAUGUAGUUCUCCUAUAACAAUUUGUAAUUUCAAGAAGAUAUUAAAAGUAUUUGUUUUAAAAAAAAUUCAUACUUUUUAUAAUGGAAAUCGUGUUGAUGAGUCGCAUUACAUUUAUAUUCCACAAUCUUUUUAAUUAAACAUAUUCUAAAAAGAUUUUGAUAUAAUCUUUAUUCAAUAAAAUAUAUUUUACAACGAAAACAUAUAAAACAGUAUAUUUAUUUCUGGAUCAUCCCUCUUUCAUGUGUAUGAUAUAUUUCCCGAAAAUUGUUUUAUUAUGUGUAAAUAAUUGCAUACAUAUUAUGAACAAACAACAAAAUUAAGUGUAUAUUGAAUGCGACUUCAAAUCAACCAUGUUAGAAAUACAGCCACGAGUAAGUAAAGUAAUACAUGCGGCUACAUGACCCCACUAUCAUGUUAACACGUUUGUUAUACAUUUCUAGAACAGCGUUAUGUAUGUACAAAAUAAAUUUGUAGAGGACUGUCA
Messenger RNA from Dreissena polymorpha, 5553 nucleotides. RefSeq lists its product as uncharacterized. NCBI's taxonomy places the organism in Eukaryota, Metazoa, Mollusca, Bivalvia, Myida, Dreissenidae. The coding region runs from base 460 to 4710 and encodes 1416 amino acids. The transcript has 5 exons. The record is from RefSeq and is a predicted model, not a curated record.